CAGGAAGGAACUGUGUACUGCGCUGCGCUGCGCCCGUGACACUCACUCGGAUUCUCUGUGUGCGACUCGGUGCUGACUGUCGCUGAGAACUGUGCUUUGCGUUGCGAGCGGCCCUGCCGUCCCGAAAGACAAGGAAGAUGAUAGUGUGUUGCGCCGGCUGCCAGAAGCCCAUCACAGGCAAGUUCCUGGUGACGGUGCUGGAGAGAACGUGGCACGCCGAGUGUGUGCGCUGCUCCGACUGCGGGGGCGCGCUCACCGACAAGUGCUUCAGCCGCGAGGGAAAGCUCUUCUGCAAGAACGACUUCUUCAGGCGCUUCGGGACCAAGUGUUCGGGCUGCCUGCAGGGUAUCUCUCCCCAGGACCUGGUGAGGAAGGCCCGCGACCGCGUCUUCCACCUCAAAUGCUUCACGUGCUGCGUCUGCCGCAAGCAACUGUCCACAGGCGAGGAGCUGUACGUGCUUGAGGAAAACAAAUUCGUUUGCAAACAGGACUACAUGAGCGGAAAACUGACAGUCGACCCUUACGUCAUGUCCGACGACGAGGAAGAGAUCGAAUCCAUGGACACCGGCGACACCUCCCUCACUUCCCCGGGCUCUGACAACACCACACUCCACGCCCCCAACACGCCCGCGACCCCCGCCACGCCCUCAGCGCCGCCCACCACAGACCUCGAAAAGGCAUCGAGUGUGAAUUCGCGAGACGAAGCCGAAGACGAAGACGAGGUGCUCGAAGGCGAGAAUAAGGACGACGACAGACGGUCUGGCGAAGAGGAGAAAGGAGCCAACAAGCGCCGAGGUCCGCGCACGACCAUCAAAGCCAAGCAACUGGAGAUCCUCAAGAACGCCUUCAACAAGACCCCCAAACCCACACGGCACAUCCGGGAACAGCUGGCCAAGGAGACGGGCUUACCUAUGAGAGUCAUACAGGUUUGGUUCCAGAACAAGCGAAGCAAAGAGCGGCGAAUGAAACAGCUCACGACCAUGGGCAUGCGGGCACACCUCUUCGCCAACCCACGGAAGCUGCGCGACCUGCCCCUGGGUAUGGAGGACGGCUACGGCUUCUUCCCCGGCUACAAUGGGUUCCCCGGACAGCAGUUCCCCGGCUACUUCGGUCCCCAGCAGCCUAUGGGCUAUCCGCACAUGGGCCCUGGCAUGGAGCAGCCCCUCCCCCCAGGCGGACCCAUGGGCGCCGCUGAGUUCCCCGGGAUGCCGCCCAUGGCCACCAUGAUGGGCGAGGCAUGCCCCCCCCACCCCCCCAUGACGUCGCCCUCCGAAGAAAUGGUCCAUGGCGGCGGGUUCAGCGAUCACCAGAGCUCGGAGAUCUUGGCAUGGUAACGGGCAUCUAUACCCCUUCCCCCCCAACCUCCCCCCCACACUACCCG
Molecule: messenger RNA, 1381 nt
Organism: Penaeus indicus
Lineage: Eukaryota; Metazoa; Arthropoda; Malacostraca; Decapoda; Penaeidae
Product: LIM/homeobox protein Lhx1-like
Exons: 7
Coding region: 138-1334 (398 amino acids)
Biological process (GO): regulation of transcription by RNA polymerase II; neuron differentiation
Cellular component (GO): nucleus
Molecular function (GO): zinc ion binding; RNA polymerase II transcription regulatory region sequence-specific DNA binding; DNA-binding transcription factor activity, RNA polymerase II-specific
Source: RefSeq, a predicted model, not a curated record